Prorocentrum cordatum is the source of this 765-nucleotide messenger RNA. The record is from the annotation of a GenBank genome assembly. NCBI's taxonomy places the organism in Eukaryota, Dinophyceae, Prorocentrales, Prorocentraceae.
GUCGGGGACCAGCAAUGUCAACGAGACCAGCUACAUCGUCUCGGACCAGGAGCAGAAGCAGAAGCUCGCGAUCUGGUUCGACGACCUCGGCACCAGCAUGCCUUUAUACGGGGUGGGCGAGUUGAAGAAGGCGGUGGUCAACGAGCUGUCGUUCUACAACAAGUACGAGGUGACGAAUUUGAUUGCCUGCAAGGCGAGCUACUACAAGACGGCUGCGAAGGACAUGCCCUCCCCGAUAGAGACGGGCUGGGAGGUUGGAGACAGCGGCCUGCCAGACUCUUUCGCCAUCAAUGACCACGCUGAGGUCAUCGCGGCGCUGGGCUCGACUGUUCGCGCCAUAGCCCUAGGCCCGUGCGACUUCACGGGGCACGACGCGGACUUGCUAGACGAGGAGAAGUCGCAGCCCCACAUGGAGUCGAAUACCGACUACGAGAAGUUCCCCAUUUGUAAGCAAUUUCUGGCCAAGCUGUCGGGGCCGAACUGCGACGCCUUCUCCAAGGGCUACGACAUCGGCUACGGGGCAGCCCUGGUUGCCACAAUGCAGCCUUGGAGCCAGCUGGGGACGAUGGACUUGGGUGACGGGCAGAAGGCGACAAUCCAGUACGUGAUAUCGGGGACGAGCAGCACGGGAUCUCCUGCGGCGGCAGCUCCGACUUCGGUUACGGCGGCAAGCCGCACCGCACUUCCUACGGCGAAGGGUCCGACUUCGGCUACGGCUGCAGCUUCGAAGGGCGAUCCGAACGAGAGUUCCCGCGAGUCCAACAG